UAUAUAUUUCAUAACGAGGGGCGAGUCAUCUCUGAAAGGGUUUGUGUUGGAGUAAAGAUGCUCCUUAUUAUUAUCUCGUAGAGAAAAGAAUUUAGCCUAUUUCCAGAAUCCUGUUUGCUAUUUCCAAAGUAGAUGUUGUUCUGCUUAUUUUAUAUUGUAUAAAUCAAGCCCUUUCAUUUAUUUGGCUGUGGAGCGCAAACCGCGACCACGAAAGGGACAAAGCAGCAUGAAGCCAACUCGUGAAUGAAAAAGGGAAACCGAAUGAACAAACCUCAACAUUAUUUACAAAAUACAAUUUAAAUAUAUUUAUUUUUUCUCUUUGAAAACUCAAAAUAACCCAGAAACACCGCACCUUGUGUUUCCUCCGCCACUGUUGGGUAAAUAUAUCAUCAUCUUUCUCAGGAGCUUUAACCAUUUUUUAGCCCGAAAAGCUUAGCUCUCCACCCAACCACAACCACCGCCCAUUGACGACCAGUAACAACGAAAACACUACACACACAAAAUCUUCCUAACACGGCCGAACCAAAGAGGGCGAACAACAAAGCAGGAAAGGAAAACGGAGGAUUAAGCAGACCAACAUGCCCGACGUGAAACGCACAGUCAAGCUCGUCACGGAGCAGAAUCUCAAAGAAGGAGAGACGGCGUCGGAGGUGGAAUUGCCGCUGCGGAAAUGGUCGAUUGAGGUUUACUUGCUGAACGAGCAUGGCGAGGAGGUCCCCGCGACGAUGUUUGACAAGGUCACCUAUACGCUGCAUCCGAGUUUUGGGAAUAGGGCGAUACAGACUUUCAAAUCUGCACCCUUCAAAAUUGAGGAGGAAGGCUGGGGUGAAUUUGAUAUGCAGAUUGGUUUCACAGUUCUGGACAAAGAACAUAUUGUCAACCAUGACCUACAUUUCCAGCAGAACAAAUAUGAGUCAAAGCAUGUUCUUACCUUCAAAAACCCCAAACCAGCUCUUCUAAACAUUCUCCGAGAAUAUGGCCCUGUGCCUGGCGAUGAGAAUGGCGUCAAAUCGAAGCGUGGAGGUACGCAGGAUGAGGGCUCGAAGAAAAAGAAGCGGAUAGAUAAGAAUGUCGACAUGGAUAAACUGGCAGACGGCCUGCAGAAGCUUGGUGAAGAUGACCUCCUCCAAGUUGUGCAGAUGGUCCAUGAUAACAAAUCCGCCGACUCGUAUACCAAAAAUGAUAUUGAGCAGGGCGAAUUCCAUGUUGAUCUCUACACCCUUCCCGACUCCCUUAUCAAGAUGCUGUGGGACUUCACACAGGAAAAGGGAGUUGUAUGAGCACGUGGCAGAAAAAAAGACACAUCCCUCUGAUUCUGUUUCUGAUUAAACUAAUGCCUUUUUCCCUUUCCUUUUCUUUGACCUGUCCUUUCUUCUCUGAUUUUUUCUUUUUCUCAAUGGAUAACUAAUGAAAUCAAAUUCAUGCAUGGAUUCAUUUGGUCUCAAGAGCAUUUUCCAACUCUAUCUCAUUAUAUCCGUUUCUAAGAUGUAAAUUAUGCUAAAAUCUUGUUUUGUCCCCCUAACCUUUUUUUCAUUUUCUCUCUUACGCCAGUUGUCUCCUGCCGUCUUUUACACUUCAACCAUCAACUUUGUAUUUUUCACUUUUCGAUUUUGCUCCCCCGGUGUUUUCUGGAAUGAUGAGAAAACCACUCUUGAAUUCGUUUCUCCUCCAGUUAACAUGCCGUCCUUUUCCUAUAUCCUGUACUGCCACGUUUUCCAUGUCCCCCCCCACCCCCCCUUUUUUUUUUUUUUUUUUUUUUUUUUAAUUAUAGGGCAUACAUACAUUUGUCCCCUUUCCGCCCGCCGCCUUAUGUAGCAAAGUUUAGUACUCUAUACUCUUUGGAAUUGGAAUUGACUAUGUUCAUUAUUUCUUCCCUGGUCUGUGUAGGGUUCACAUUCAAUUGAAUCAGGAAUGAAAUUCUAUUCACUCUGUUUCUACUUUUCGCGGGCUGCGUGUAAUAAUAAUAAUAUGAAAGUCGGGUUACACGGAGCUGGAGGUUAAGAUUUCUCCCUGCCCCACUCAUUUAAGCUUAAACGCAUCAGUGAUCCUGGAUGAUGUCUAUCUCCUACUUCGGAACUUCUUUCAGAAUAUGCAUGCACACAUGUUAACUUUUGUUGAUUAACCUACAUCUACUACGAAAUAAUCUAAACCGCAUGGCCUGGGAGGGAAAAAAAAAAAAAAAAAAAAAAAAAAAACGGAAAGGAGGAUGCCACUGCUCCAGCCCAAUCAGUAACGUAGCUAAGCAAAGCAUAUCUCCUACCCCAACCCACUUCGCCGAUUAUUUGGAGUUUUAUCAAACCCCUUUGCUAAAGCAAGAAAGACGAUUUCGAGACAAAAAAAAAUUAAUGAAGCUCUCGGCCCGAGGAAAAUUUAAGCAUGGCGACUAAGCUGGCCUCGAAAAAAAUGUCCCACUAUCACCGAGUUGCUUGCUCGCAGUGGGUCCUCACGCUAUUGGAUUAACUAGCGCCGUUCCUUGUCAAAUCAGAAGGGCGUGUUGUUCUAGGCAGGGCGUCCCAUGGCCUCGAAAAGAAGCCCACGCAGUUCAAGAUGAGAGGGAAACGUGUCGCGAUAACCAGAAACGUCUGGCCAAGUGUUCUUAUUGCGGUGGAAGUGGGCAAGAACACAUGAACGAACUUCGAACGAGGAGCGGUGGUGAAUUUAAGCUCCCUCCCAACGGAGAAACAAGCUUAAAAGAGCCUCACGGGCCAGCUGCUGAG
Blastomyces dermatitidis ER-3 is the source of this 2717-nucleotide messenger RNA. Its product is annotated as transcription initiation factor TFIID/TFIIF subunit. The coding region runs from base 579 to 1280 and encodes 233 amino acids. Gene Ontology annotation, biological process: regulation of transcription by RNA polymerase II; chromatin remodeling. Gene Ontology annotation, cellular component: Swr1 complex; NuA4 histone acetyltransferase complex. Gene Ontology annotation, molecular function: histone binding. The record is from RefSeq and is a predicted model, not a curated record. The transcript has 7 exons. NCBI's taxonomy places the organism in Eukaryota, Fungi, Ascomycota, Eurotiomycetes, Onygenales, Ajellomycetaceae.